Messenger RNA from Cercocebus atys (sooty mangabey), 1329 nucleotides. It is a transcript of the gene TMEM107, whose product is annotated as transmembrane protein 107. The record is from RefSeq and is a predicted model, not a curated record. Gene Ontology annotation, biological process: non-motile cilium assembly; protein localization to ciliary transition zone. The transcript has 5 exons. NCBI's taxonomy places the organism in Eukaryota, Metazoa, Chordata, Mammalia, Primates, Cercopithecidae. Gene Ontology annotation, cellular component: MKS complex. The coding region runs from base 136 to 558 and encodes 140 amino acids.
CCAAGGCAACUGGGCGGUGCCUGAGCUGGCGGAAAGGAGGAGUUCGUCUAGAUUUGUCCGCUUGCUGGUGGACUUCGGGAGUCGCAGUCUCUGAACUUCCAGCCUCAGAGACCGCCGCUCUUGUUCCCAAGGGCCAUGGGCCGGGUCUCAGGGCUUGUGCCCUCUCGCUUCCUGACGCUCCUGGCGCAUCUGGUGGUCGUCAUCACCUUAUUCUGGUCCCGGGACAGCAACAUUCAGGCCUGCCUGCCUCUCAGGUUCACCCCCGAGGAGUAUGACAAGCAGGACAUUCAGCUGGUGGCCGCGCUUUCUGUCACCCUGGGCCUCUUUGCAGUGGAACUGGCCGGUUUCCUCUCAGGAGUCUCCAUGUUCAACAGCACCCAGAGCCUCAUCUCCAUUGGGGCUCACUGUAGUGCAUCCGUGGCCCUGUCCUUCUUCAUAUUCGAGCGUUGGGAGUGCACUACGUAUUGGUACAUUUUUGUCUUCUGCAGUGCCCUUCCAGCUGUCACUGAAAUGACUUUAUUCGUCACCGUCUUUGGGCUGAAAAAGAAACCUUUCUGAGCACCUUCAUGACGGGAACCUAAGGAAGAAGGCUACAGGGGCAAGGGCCGCUUCGUAUUCCUGGAAGAAGGAAGGCAUAGGCUUCGGUCCUCCCCUCGGAAACUGCUUCUGCUGGAGGAUAUGUGUUGGAAUAAUUACGUCUUGAGUCUGGGAUUAUCCGCAUUGUAUUUAGUGGUUUGUAAUAAAAUAUGUUUUGUAGUAAGAUUAAGACAUAUACAGUUUUCAGGGCACAAUUGAGAUGGCGAAACUACUGAAGAAAAAAAAAGAAGCAACGUUAUUUUCUAAUCCUGCAGACCGUAAGAUACUUGGUAUCGCUUCUAUUUUGGUCAUUACGGUAGUUGUCUGGCGGAAGGGAGUGGGCGGAGAUAUGUAAAUAGAAAGUGCUUACAGUUAGAACGUCCGGCACGUAAAUGAUCGGAGCAUUCUGGGAAAAAGAAAUUUAUUCCUUUUCGGCAGCCGAAUGAAAAAAUUCUUUUAAAAAUGUGCAAGCAAAUAUGGCAAUACAACUGGAAGGAUGCUAAGUAGUAGGGUUACUUAUACCAACGCGUCGUGAACUCACCCUAGCUGAUAACGGAAUCUUUUUGACUGAGUGCGGAAUGUCGGCUCUUCACAAAUAUCGUCAGGUGGGAUAAUCCUUACCUGUUCCUCCUUUGGAGGGCAGAUUAGAACAUGAUGAUUGGAGAAUGCAUGAAACGUGAUUAACGUCUCUGCGUAGUCAGGACUUGCAACAUCCUGAUUGCUCCUAUCUGAUUCUUCCUGACGAUCGCUGUU